Molecule: messenger RNA, 7507 nt
Organism: Patiria miniata (bat star)
Lineage: Eukaryota; Metazoa; Echinodermata; Asteroidea; Valvatida; Asterinidae
Product: serine/threonine-protein phosphatase 2B catalytic subunit alpha isoform-like
Exons: 14
Coding region: 6-1655 (549 amino acids)
Biological process (GO): calcineurin-mediated signaling
Cellular component (GO): calcineurin complex; cytoplasm
Molecular function (GO): calmodulin-dependent protein phosphatase activity; calmodulin binding
Source: RefSeq, a predicted model, not a curated record
GUAGUAUGCAAAUUAGCAAAAAUGGUAAAUGUUUACGCUGCAGUCUGAAAAGGGAGAAGCGCUACCUGGAUGAACUGUGCAAGAAAUCCACUGGAAUCCUAUAUUUUGGAAUAGCAUCGAACCCCCAAAAGGCAGUUGGCGGGAUAAGUAGCCUUUCAACUAUGGCUACUAUAGAUGGGAAGCUCUCAACUACUGAGAGGAUCGUAAAAAGUGUACCCUACCCGCCCACGCGGAGGUUGCCCAUGAAAGAAGUCUUUGAUGCCCAGGGUUUUCCACGACCAGAUGUCUUAAAGCAACAUUUUGUCCUAGAGGGACGCUUACAAGAAGAUGUAGCACUUAGAAUAAUCAACAAGGGGGCAGAACUAUUAAGGAGAGAAUCGACAAUGCUAGAAAUAGAGGCACCCGUAACAGUAUGUGGAGAUAUUCACGGCCAAUUCUACGACUUAAUGAAGUUAUUUGAAGUUGGUGGCAAUCCCGCAUCAACACGCUACCUGUUUCUAGGCGACUAUGUCGAUAGAGGAUAUUUUAGUAUAGAGUGUGUGUUGUAUCUUUGGUCGUUAAAGUUGCUCUACCGCGACACAUUUUUUCUGUUGCGGGGCAACCACGAGUGCCGGCAUCUCACAGAGUAUUUCACAUUCAAGCAGGAGUGUAAAAUAAAGUAUACAGAAAGAGUGUACAACGCGUGUAUGGAAGCAUUCGACUGCCUGCCACUUGCAGCUCUUAUGAAUCAACAGUUCCUGUGCGUGCACGGAGGCUUAUCACCUGAAAUACAUACGCUGGAUGACAUCAGAAAUCUGGAUCGGUUCAAGGAGCCACCAGCCUUCGGACCGAUGUGCGACAUCCUGUGGUCAGACCCACUGGAGGAAUUUGGCCAGGAACACACGUCAGAGCACUUCAGUCAUAACUCAGUCAGAGGCUGCUCCUACUUCUACAGCUACCCAGCCUGCUGUGAGUUCCUACAACAGAACAACCUUCUGUCCAUCAUACGGGCACAUGAAGCACAGGAUGCAGGGUAUCGCAUGUAUAAGAAGAGCCAAGCAACAGGUUUCCCUGUACUCAUCACCCUCUUCUCGGCACCAAACUAUCUGGAUGUUUACAACAACAAAGCUGCUGUGUUGAAAUACGAGAACAACGUGAUGAACAUCCGGCAGUUCAACUGUUCUCCCCAUCCUUACUGGCUGCCGAACUUCAUGGACGUUUUCACGUGGUCCUUACCGUUCGUGGGAGAGAAGGUUACGGAGAUGUUGGUCAACAUCUUAAAUAUCUGCUCGGAUGAUGAUCAGGAAGACACCGAAAGCUCCCAGGAAGCUAUCCACAAACGCAAUGCAUCUGUCAAAAUCAAUGCUGCCUCUGCCGCAGCGCGCAAGGAGAUCAUCAGGAACAAGAUCCGAGCUAUCGGCAAAAUGGCCCGAGUCUUCACUGUCCUCAGAGAAGAGAGCGAGACAGUGCUAACGUUGAAAGGCUUGACACCUACAGGAAUGUUACCAGCAGGAAUUCUGUCUGGAGGCAGGGAUACCCUGAAAAAUGCAAUGGAUUUUCACAAGAUCAGCGGCUUCGAUGAGGCCAAGGGCCUAGAUAAGGUCAACGAGAGAAUGCCACCCCGCAAGGAUUCGCCGACACCCCCUAACAACACAGGCCCCUCCCCUGCAUCAUAGACCAAGACCCCCCCUUCAACAUCCCCUAGAUGUGAGAGAGAGAAAAAACAACAUAACUGAAAACAAACCUACCCUGAGCAGCAAAGAGAGUAUAAUGACCACAGAGAAAAUGAUGCUGAGGCUGACUGUUUGGCAGGCUCCAAAGAACAGGGAUGGUUACUUAUAGGUAACGAGAACGUCGCUGGGAAGGGCGGUCUCCUUUAAUGACAUACAAAAUCAUCAACAGCAGGGUGUAUGGUGUGGCCCUUGUUCCUUAAAGGGACUCUGUAUAAAUUUUAAACAAAUUUAAAGUAAAAAUACAAACGUAACGAGUGUCUCUCUGUCAUUGGAGGAGAGACACGAAAUGUGUACCUCUUGUUAACACGGCUUUUACUAUUCCUGAGAAAAUUUGCACAGAAGGCAUGCAGAAUGUUGGACAAGGUUUUUGCUAAAAAAAAAGGCUUUUGAAAGUCGGCAUUGGAUCGUGAAUGUAUGCUGAGAUCCCAUAAUUCGGAAACCCGCUUGCCCAUUUUUGGACAAGUAUUCGGGUCACGCAUGAAACGAUUGAUGGAUGUCCAAAUGAGUUUAUUUCCCAUGUGGAAUUUCUGCCAACAAGUCAAGAAUCUGUAAACGUAAAUGUAAAGAAACUGUCAAAAAUUGCCAAAAUUCUGUUAAAAUCAAAAGGAAAUCAGAUGGGGCUCCUUUAGCUGGUGUUGUGAUAUUGUUGUGAAGUUUUGUCAGAAAUUAUGUCAAUAUGAGAGAAAAUCUUUUGGCCUCAUAAAAGAAAAGACAAAAAAAAGGAAAUAAAAAAAAAAAAAUACUGGACUAAAGUGCAAUUGAGAAGUGUAUCUGUGCAGAUGAGUGCAUUCUGGGUAAUGUGGUAGUCAUGGCAACAGUCUCAGGUGCAUGGGUAGUAAAACGCUGUGCGCAUUUAUUAUGCACCCAAAACCCUUCUCUUUUUGUACAUUGUGUAUGACUUAAGAAAUUCCUCUCUCCUUAUUCAUUACAAUGUAUAGAUAUUUACGUGUGAGAAUAAUGUAUACCAGUGAUUCUUCAGAAGUUACAAAAUUGCGCUAAUUUUUAAGCCUUAGCUUGUAGAGCUUAAAAUUCUAGAACUGUGAUUUGUUUUGUUUCUUUAGGGGGAGGGUUGGGUAACGGAAAGUUGUGGAGUCAAGCCUUAAUGUGUGUGGAUGUGCAUUGUGUGUACACUCAGACGUGAUCAUGUGGGUAUUACGGGGGUCAACAGAGACAUUUUAUUAACCGCAGGGAAAAAUUGGUUACCAACCAACAAAUAAGGUGUGUGUACCAACUAUUGAGCAACACUUUCUGCAGAGCGCUUUGAUGAAGGGUUGUGUUUGCAAGGGUUUGGUGGAGGCAUGUUCAAUUCCCUAUUUGAAAUCCUGGCUUGCUAAUACUGGCAGUCUGCGCUUAUCUGACAACACGAGUUGGGUUCCAGAAAGACUUAUCACUUGACCGUGGCAACAGUGAAGAACCUCAUUCAACUAAGCCCAUAUUUGCCUAACAUCUUUUUGUCAUUGUACUAAAUCUGAAAAAAUAUCACUCAACAUGUGACUUAAAGGCGGAAUUGUCUUGCUCCAGGAGUGUCUGGGCUAUGCAGGUCAUAGUCUCCAUGAAUGACUAAUCUGUUAAGGCGUUCUCUCCCUUAUAAAACCAUCAUUUUACAACAAAAAUGCCUCACUAGGAAAGCUGCCAGCUGCUUUGAUAUAGCUGUGAAUUUCAGCUGAGAAAAACAUCAUUUGAAGAUUUCAGUAAAAAAAAGAAAAUGGUUGGUUUAAUUCAUGAAAAACGAAGGUCAAAAUGGCAGAUAUCUGGUCUAGAUAGUGGUUUGGUUUCCAGCUAAAAUGAGAUUUGGAUGUUGUUCUUGUAAGAAGACCCAUUCAGGCUACAACAAUGUGAAAUGGAUUGUCGAUAGUGAUUUCAGUAUGGUAUGUUUAAUAGGUCAUUUGAUCUCUGUACAUGUACAUAUCUUUCAUGUAUCAUACCUUGCCCUCAAUAGGCUGGUCCCUAUGACGUAAUGUUUCAGUGUUGGUGUUGUGUUACACAAUGUUGUCUGGGAACAAGGCAUAGUCCGGUAUCCCGUAUCGCCUACUAAAUGAUGCAGAGUGAUAACCGCGCUGAAAAUCAGAAAAAAAAGACCUUAGUUUAAUCACAGUUCAGAGUUCUGCUUGGUCUUGCAGCUGAGUAAUGCACUGUGGACCAUCUAAGAAAAGUUAGGUGAAAUCUUGAAGCUUUUAUAAGAAAAUAACUAUUUUGAUCUGCUUGGAUUGUGCAAUUAACUACCAAACUACCAACUUGCAAUGUUAGUUUUUGGUUUUCACAGUGCAUGCAUAUUGGCUAUAUACCCUUCAGGAGAUACUGUUACAAGUCAAGGGAUGUUUUUGUCAUUUUGCACAAUUAAUACCUCGUUUGGGGGAUGGUUCAGCACUCCUUGUUUAUAAAUCUACUCUAAUCAAGGCAUCCAACCCGCAUGGCUUGUACACAGCUUCAUCAGGCAUUCAUGAUAACGUUCAGUAAAGGUAUUAACUAUUAGCUUGUAGUUCAUGUCGAUCCUCUGUACAAUAACCACUUUUAAAUGUGAACUAUGAAAUUAAAAAGUAUAGAUUCUGUGUACAUUUUUAAGUGACCUUUAUUAUUGAUAUAAAAUGACACAACUUGGGGUUGUUGCUUUGGUUUUUUUUGGUUUUAUAUUUUGUUGGUUUAUAUAUAUGUGACGGAGGCUGGUCUAUGCUCCGCUUGGAAACCGUGUUUUGAUGGCUUGUACGUAUGUAAACAUUGUAACCAUCGCAGAUUUUUUCAGUCCCAAAAAAUUCGACAGAUCCUUUCUGUAAUGUAUGGUUGUAUGGCUAUGCGUAGCUAAGUUGUAUAUGUGUGUGUGUCUUCUAAGGGUCUUGAAAAACAUUAAUGAAUUUAACAAAAAAAAGUAUAAUGUGUAGUCCGCCGGCAGAAAGACGCUGUACGCAUGUGGGUGUUAAUUCCAGUUCGAAAAAGAAAAUUCUAUAUGGUUUAAGAUCUUGAUAACUCUCUCCCUGUACACAAACCAACAACAACUAGGAACAGAUGAGCUCUUUUAAUUACGCAUGGCUAAGGUGAAUUUCAUGAGUAGUUCAUGUAAAAAGAUGUACUUUCUUUCUCUUUUUUUUUUUCCUUUUCUUUUUGUUUGUUUUUGGAGACACCAAGUAGUGGCUAGAAAAGGAAAGUUAUUAAAAAAUAGUUAGUUGACAAAACCACUUCUUCGGAUUGUGGGUGGAUUAUAUAUAUUUUUUUGCUUCUUGUGAUAUUGAUAUAGCAUUCAGUCAAGCGUAAUAUUAGGCGUGGACUAGUUAUUCAUUGUUAUAAAUACCUUUGAUGUAUCUUUGCUUUCCUCUCAUUGAUUUUUCUCUCUUUUGACAAAGCUGUACAGUUUUAAUUAUUACUGUUAUAUCUUAAGAUUAAAGACGUGUCGGGGGAAAAUAAUGAUAAUGGGGAAAAAACACGAUUAACUUGUUGAAUGUUGUAACUCGUAGAGCAGCGUUGAUGCACUUUAAAAAGGGGUAAAAAAAAUGUUUCUUUUUAAUAUUUUUAUAUUGCAAUGUUUGGGAUGGAUUUAGCGUCGGAAGUGUUUUUGGCUGUCUGUCUGAGCAGUAGCCUUUGUACCUAAAGCUUGUUUCAUCAUUCAAUAGGCCUUUCGUUUUCUCUCUCUAUCUAGAUGUAACAAAGUUAUUAUCAUGUAAACUUUUUUGAAAAUUGUACAUGUUAAAUGAUAUAUAGCUUAAAAGGCAGAAUACCACUGCCUCUGUUAACACACAGGAUGUCUCGCAGGGGGAAAAUGAUAAAAAUACAAUGAAAAGUUUAUUCGUUUUACUUCUGUAAAUGGACUUGAGAAGGAAAAUGCGUCGUAUUAAGGAAGUAGAAAGAACUGGUAUGACUUAUGCUUACUUCGUUCAAAUACUCGGUUAAAAAAUGACUGCGUACAUAAUGAGUGAUGUGCUGAUGAUACACGUUACAAACUUGUUCAACUUAAAAUGCUGGCCGUAAAAAAGACAGUGGUGUUUACUGUAAAGUUUGCUCUCCUAAGGUGUCAUAACCAAGGUCCGUUUUAACAGAGUUCAGUAUUUUACAAAGCACAGAUUGGGUGUUCAAUCAUGUUUGAAAGGAAAACUUACAAAUCGGAAUGUUUCCUCAAACAUCAUGUUGAAGUAGUAUGGUAUUCCUUUUCGAAACCAACAAUUCUCAAUAACAAGGUCUUGUUUUGCCGCUUGUUGGUUAAACAUACCGUAACUUCAACAGUGGUUCAUAAAAUUGUUCCAUAUGAGUAGGACAACGGGGCAGGCGUAGAAAGAUCUUGUAAAGUAUACUGCCUGAGGACACAACAGGGCAUUAGCCAUCUCAAGAACAUUUGGGUUUUUUUUGGAGCGGAUGCUGAACUCUGGUCUUUUGUCUUUGUAGAGGUGGGUUUUUUUUUGGGGGGGGGGGGAGGUUUAAUAGUUUUUGACAAGAUUGUAACAACAAUUGAUAGCAACAGUGGAUUUCAACCGACAUUAAACUUGUUCAAAUCCAUUUUCAGAAGACUGUAAACUUAACAAAAAAAUCCCUGGUUUUACCUUUCUCUCCCCUCGAGACAUCCAGUGUAUGUUCUUAGGUUGCACUUGGGAUGUUCGUAAAAAUUAAAAAUAAAAAAAGAUUGAGUGCUUUGUCAAUUACAUACAUUUUCCGUGUCACAUUUUAUGCACAGUGUGUUGAAGCCACAGUUCUUUUAACAAAAUGUUCAAAAUAAAAAAAAAUAAAAAGAACGAAGAUUCCCAUUGGGUGGUAUACCAUGUGUACAGAUUAAAGGAAAAAAAGACAAUUCCAUAUCUGGGAUUUUUUACGGUGUUCAUCUGUGGUACCUCUUGGUCCCCCACCCUUAUCGUAUCCCUUCUUCCCUUAACCACGCCCCCAAUACUUCACUCACCAUCCAUUUGUGUCGCUUUUUCAAUUAAAACCUUUUAAAGUUAUUGAGGUUUUUUUUUAUCAAAAUAGCAUUUAUAACACUUUGGCCAUUUUUUUUUCUGUUGUAAUUUGUACUGACAUUUUAGUUGGAGUUUUCAUGUAUUUACAGAGCAGUUAGAAAUGUUACUGUUAAAUUCAAACUUUAAUUUUCACAUAGUGAUGAUAAAAGCAAUGUCUGUGAUUCAUUUAGAAAAAUCUGUGUAAUUCCAAAGGAAAAAGUGAAAGAACUUCUGUAGGUCCCAUUUAACUUAAAAAAAAAACAUUAUCAGAAAUAUUUAGGAAAGGGUUCAUGAAGUGAAUAUCUUCGCAGUUUUUGGAGUCAUUCGGAAGGCUGCAUGAGUUGUGCAGACAGACCAAAAAACGUUUGGGAAUCGAAAAGUUGAAAAGUUGAAUAUUGAAGUCCAAUAUAAAAGAAGUGAAGAUGACCUGAGAUUUAGUAAUAUAUAUUUUACAGGCAUUUCCUUGAAAAAAAAAUGGCAGAAACGCGAGAAAAGUUUGGAAAAAAACGGGGACGGUUUAUUUUUCUGCUUUAGUGAAUUUGCGUUUACCAGCUGAAUAACACAAGGGUACCAGGAAUGUCUUUUUCUUUAUUAAUGGAACGUUUUGUUUCCAGCAUUACCAUUAGGAUUAUUCUGAUACGAUGCUGUUGAUUAUGCAUGUUCUAACUGUUACGCAAACUCUUACGGACUGUGGUAGUUUAUGUUGAUUUUUAAAUAUUUGGUACACAAAUUAUUUGGUUUGUGUUGUAAUUCAAUGGGAUGUUAAGGGAAGAAGGGGAGGGUUUCCUUCCAUUGUAACUCUUUCUCUAGUGUGUCGUAAACUACUACUCAAAUUUGAACCAUUUCAGUGUAACAGAUGAAAUAAAAAGUCACUUUUCAAUGGGA